AUGGAUGAUGAAUGGGAUGACGCCUGUGAUGUGGUGGUGCCUGCACCUCCAGUAUACAACACUAAUUCAUAUAGUAAUGAUGUUGACGAAGGACACAGCUUAUCAAGGGGACGAGGGUUUCCAUCAUUUAUAGAAGAUGCCAAUAGUGGUUAUGACAAAGAAAGCAAUGGUUUUGGCGAAAGACGCGGACGCGGUGGUAGAGGAGGCGGAAGGGGACGUGGUGGCCGCGGUGGGAGGGGAGGAUUCAGGGAUCGAGGCGAUUUUGAAAAUGGUGAUGGAGGCGAUUUCAACAACGACAGAGAAGAUCGAGGCGAGAGGGGUGAACGCGGACGAGGUAGGGGUAGAGGUCGCGGCGGCGGCGGCCGCGGAGGAUCGCGAAUGGGUGGUGAUGAUGGCGGAUUCAACCCCGAGGGUGAUGACGAAACCAAAAAACCGGCACCCGUCACAUACGUCCCACCGGAGCCCACAGAAAACGAAGACGAGAUGUUUGGUAGCUCUAUCAGCUCGGGAAUCAAUUUUGACAAGUUUGAUUGCAUCGCUGUUAAGGUGACUGGUGAAAAUCCCCCCAGAGCAAUAGACAGUUUUGAAUCUGCAAACUUGAGGAAGUUUGUGGUAGACAAUAUCCUAAGGUCUGGAUAUAAGAAACCCACACCAAUUCAGAAGCAUGCGAUACCAAUAAUCAUGAGCGGGCGAGAUCUCAUGGCAUGCGCACAGACAGGUUCUGGAAAAACUGCUGCUUUCCUAUUGCCAAUGAUAAACGUGCUGCUACAAGACAGCCGAGAUCUUGUUAUUGGAGAAAAUGGAUGCGCUCAACCUCAGGUAAUCAUAGUAUCGCCAACAAGAGAGCUUACUCUACAGAUAUUCAAUGAAGCGAGAAAGUUCGCGCACGGGUCCAUAUUGAAAAUCGCGGUCGCGUACGGCGGUACCGCCGUUCGACACCAGGGAGAUCAGAUAUCGAGGGGCUGUCACAUCCUAGUAGCGACACCAGGUCGACUUCACGACUUUGUGGACAGAAACCGGAUAUCAUUCGAGAGUGUUCGCUUUGUUGUGCUGGAUGAGGCCGACAGAAUGCUUGAUAUGGGAUUCAUGCCGUCAGUCGAGAAAAUGAUGCAGCAUCCAACUAUGGUUCCUAGUGGUGACCGUCAGACACUUAUGUUCUCCGCAACGUUUCCUGAAGACAUCCAGCACUUAGCUGGCCGGUUCCUCAGCAACUAUCUCUUUGUGGCCGUGGGUAUUGUGGGCGGUGCCAGCUCAGACGUCGAGCAAGUGUUCCACCAGGUCACUAAGUAUGAGAGGCUGGAUGUCCUAAAAGAGUUGAUUCAGGAAAAUGACGGAAAACGAAUCCUAGUAUUCGUGGAGACUAAACGCACAGCUGAUUACAUUGCUGCCUUGUUGUCUGAACGACAGAAGCUAACAUCGUCAAUUCAUGGUGAUCGAUUGCAACGGGAGAGAGAAGAAGCGAUAAAUAAUUUCAAGUCAGGACGCCAUUGCAUACUGGUUGCGACCGCCGUCGCCGCUAGAGGUCUUGAUAUAAAGAAUGUGGACAUUGUGGUCAACUACAACCUGCCAAAGAGUGUUGAUGAGUACGUACACCGUAUCGGACGGACCGGACGAGUGGGCAACCGCGGUAGAGCUAUCUCUUUCUACGAUCCUGAUUUGGACUUGCCAAUUGCUGCAGACCUGGCCAAGAUUCUUCGCCAAACAGACCAGCCCGUGCCAGACUUCUUGCAAGGAGGCGGUACCUCCACAUACCAUAGCAACAAAUAUGGUGGCAGCGAUAUUAGAAACUUUAACAACACUAAUGCUGUUGAAGAGCCUGGUCAGGAACCGGAGGAGGAGUGGUAG
Messenger RNA from Leptosia nina, 1845 nucleotides. NCBI's taxonomy places the organism in Eukaryota, Metazoa, Arthropoda, Insecta, Lepidoptera, Pieridae. The record is from the annotation of a GenBank genome assembly.